Molecule: messenger RNA, 2606 nt
Organism: Mangifera indica (mango)
Lineage: Eukaryota; Viridiplantae; Streptophyta; Magnoliopsida; Sapindales; Anacardiaceae
Product: receptor kinase-like protein Xa21
Exons: 4
Coding region: 33-2606 (857 amino acids)
Biological process (GO): protein phosphorylation
Molecular function (GO): ATP binding; protein kinase activity; protein binding
Source: RefSeq, a predicted model, not a curated record
GCCCACACUCGACAAAUCUAAGUUGUGCUCUCAUGGAGAAAUCUCUAUUUCUCAGCAUUUUGUUAGCUUUCUCAGUUCAUUUUUUGACACUUCCCUUCGUUCAUGCACAAGUAACCGACAUUUUCACGGACAAACAAGCUCUUCUUGCCUUGAAAGCUAGUAUAAGCCAUGAUCCAAGCAAUUUGUUGGCCAGCAAUUGGUCCACAAGUUCUUCUGUUUGUCAUUGGAUGGGCAUAACUUGUGGUGCUCGUCACCUUCGAGUAACAGCUUUGAAUAUUUCUCACUUGGGUCUCACAGCCACCCUUCCUCCUCAACUGGGAAAUUUAUCUUUCCUUGCAAGGCUAGACAUCACAAACAACAGCUUUUAUGGCUCUCUCCCUGAGGAAUAUGCUCAAUUACGUAGACUGAAAUACCUUGAUUUGAGUCAUAAUAGAUUGUCGGCUGAACUCCCUGCAAGUAUUUUUGAUAAUCUUCCCAAUUUGCAGUUGCUUUAUUUGCAUUUUAACAUGUUCGAAGGAAAAAUACCAUCGAUCUUAUCAAAAUGCAGAAGCCUGCAAAACUUAUCCUUGUCAUUCAAUAAUUUCACAGGAGCCAUUCCGAAAGAAAUUGGAAACUUGACUCAACUUAGAGAGAUCUAUCUUGGAUACAACAAACUACAAGGAGAAAUUCCAAAAGAGCUUGGUAAUCUUGCAAAACUGGAGCGAUUAUCGCUGCUAAAAAAUUACUUAACAGGAACAAUUCCAAGAGAAAUUGGGAACUUGACAUUAAUCAAGUAUCUAUAUCUAAGCUCGAACAAAUUAUCAGGUGAGAUACUGUAUGAAAUUGGCAAUCUCCAUAGUCUUGAGCUGUUGAAUCUUGCACUAAACCACCUAGUUGGCCCUGUCCCAGCUACUAUAUUCAACAUUUCAACAAUGCAAAUACUUUCAUUGUACAACAAUCAACUCUCCGGAAUUAUUCCAUCAAUUGCAGAGCUUCCAAACCUUGAGGGUCUUUACUUGUGGGGAAACAAUUUCACUGGGCCAUUUCCCAAUUUCAUCACCAAUGCUUCCAAGCUCUCCAUUAUAGAUAUCGCAGAAAACUCAUUCUCAGGCUUUAUUCCUGACACAAUUGGUAAUUUAAAAAAUCUUGAAAGAUUUUAUUUACAACAUAAUUACUUCACAUCUACUCCUGAUCUAAGCUUUCUUUCCAAUUUGACAAAUUGCAAGACUUUAAGAUAUCUAAGCUUAAGCGGAAAUCCACUAAAUAGCAUGCUUCCAGGUUCCAUAGGGAAUCUUUCUUUUUCUUUGGAACAUUUUUGGAUAGAUGAUUGCAACAUUAGUGGCAAACUUCCCAAAGAAAUUGGAAACUUGAAAAACUUGAUAGGUCUAGAAUUACAAGAUAAUGAAUUGAUUGGACCAGUUCCAGUUACCUUGGUUGGAUUGCAGAAUCUCCAAGGUUUAUAUCUUCAAAAUAAUAAAUUGGAAGGACUCAUCCCAGAUAUACUUUGUCAUUUACAUGAAUUGGAUGAGUUGAAUUUUAUGGGAAACAAGUUCAAUGGAGCCAUACCUACAUGUAUUGGCAAUCUCACUGCACUAAGAAAAUUGUUUUUAGGUUCAAAUAGGUUAACUUCUUUAAUACCCUCAACUUUGUGGAGCCUACAGGAUCUCUUGUACUUAGAUUUUUCAUCAAAUUUUCUUGAUGGGUAUCUUCCAUUAGAUAUUGGAAACCUUAAGGUUACAAUAGCUAUAGAUUUGUCAAGGAAUCUAUUUUCAGGAGAGAUUCCAAUUACUAUUGGAAGCCUAGAAAAUCUACAAUCUCUCUCCUUGGGAUACAACAGAUUGCAAGACUCCAUUCUUGAAACAUUUGGCAACAUGAAAAGCCUGGAAUUAUUGGAUUUGUCUGGAAACAACCUUUCUGGUGUGAUUCCUAAGUCUUUGGAGGAUCUCAUGUACGUCAAAUAUCUAAAUUUAUCUUUCAACCAACUAAGUGGGGAAAUUCCUAGAGGAGGGUCCUUCAAAAAUUUCUCAGCUGAAUCGUUUAUGGGGAAUCUUGCAUUGUGUGGGCCUCCUCAACUACAAGUUCCACCAUGCAAAAGAAACACUCAUGGAAAAUCAAGGACUAAAAAGGUUUUCCUAUUGAUUCUUUUGCCAACGUGCAUUGUAGUCUCAUUAGUUGUCCUAGUUCUUAUGUCUUUGUUGAUCCAAAAAAGAAGAACAAGGCCAACUACCAAUGUUGAUUUUUGCCCUGGAGGAACAUGGAGAAAAAUUUCUUAUCAGGAACUUGUGAGAGCAACGGAUGGAUUUAGUGAGAACAACCUACUUGGCAAAGGAAGUUACGGUUCAGUUUACAAAGGAAGAUUAGAUGAGGGAAUGGAGGUUGCAGUAAAAGUAUUCCACUUGGAUUUUGAAGGAGCUCUUACAAGUUUUGAAACUGAAUGUGAAGUGAUAAGAGUUGUUCGUCAUCGAAAUUUUGUCAAAAUCAUCAGCAGCUAUUCAAAUGAUGAUUUUAAAUCUUUGAUACUUGAAUACAUGUCUAAUGGGAGCCUGGAGAAAUUGUUGUUUUAUGAGAAGAAUCUUUGGAAUAUCUUCUUUUUGGCUAUUCAAUCCCAAUCAUUCAUUGUGACAUAA